GUGCUAGAGUGGGUCGCAGUGAUUGUCGGUUGUCGUCGUCGUCCCUCUUCGCUCCCUCCUCCUCUAGACACCCCAUCCCUCUCUCUCUACUUCUACAUCAACAACUCCGUUUCCUUCUUCCUCCUCUUCCUUUCGCGUCAGCUCUUCCUUUCCAUUUUCUCUUCAGCCUCGAAUUCCUACAUAUUGCCGCUCGUUCUUGAGUCGCCCCACGCUCGUUAGCUUGGCCUUGUCUAAACCCCCUUUUGCAUCUCACUCGCUCAAGCUCACGGACCCACCCUACACCGACUUCGGCCGUCCGAUUUCCUUUUCGCAAUACCAAGAGUCUUGGAACACCGAAGAUAAACCAAUCGAGAGACACCCGGCAGCACGCCCAGAUAUCCAAGAGACGCAAAGAUGAAGUUUGCCCUCGCUACCGUGGCUGUGGCCGCUACAUUGGUCUCCCUCGUGGCCGCCGAUCUUGAUCCUAUCGUAACCAAGGGAAACAAAUUCUUCUACAAAACCAAUGGAACCCAAUUCUACAUGAAGGGUGUUGCUUAUCAGCAAGAGAGCACCGAUUCCACCAAGUUCUAUAAAGACCCCCUCGCCGAUGAUGCCGCUUGCAAGCGUGAUGUCCCUUUGUUGAAGGAGCUGGGAACCAACACCAUCCGUGUGUAUGCUGUCGACCCGACUGCGGACCACACUGCGUGCAUGAAAUUGCUGCAGGAUGCGGGCAUCUACGUCGUCAGCGAUCUUUCGGAGCCCCAGACGUCCAUCAACCGUGACUCUCCUCAGUGGGACGACACUGUCUACGCUCGCUACACCGCCGUGAUUGACUCCCUCCAGAGCUACAGCAACGUUCUCGGUUUCUUCGCCGGAAAUGAGGUCUCCAACCAGGCCAACAACACUGCUGCUUCCGCUUAUGUCAAGGCUGCCGUUCGCGACAUGAAGUCGUACAUCAAGCAGCAGAAUUACCGUGCCAUUCCCGUUGGAUACGCGACCAACGACGAUGCCGACAUCCGUCUCGACUUGGCCAGGUACUUCAACUGCAACUCUGCGGACGAGGGUGUGGAUUUCUGGGGAUACAACAUCUACUCUUGGUGUGGUGCCAGUACCUUUAAGGAGUCGGGUUACGAUGUCCGUACUGCCGAGUAUGCCAACUACAGUGUUCCCGUCUUCUUCGCCGAGUAUGGAUGCAACCUGGUUCAGCCUCGCAAGUUCACUGAGGUCCAAGCAUUGUACGGUAGUGACAUGACGGAUGUCUGGUCUGGAGGAAUCGUUUACAUGUACAACCAGGAGGCCAACGAUUAUGGACUUGUCGAGAUCACGGACGACAAGGUCUCCAAGCUCACAGACUUCACCAACCUCAAGACGCAGCUCUCCAAGAUCAGCCCCGAGACGCUGCAGAUGGAUGAUUUCACCCCUACCAACACCAAGCUUCAGGAGUGCCCCGCAGAGGGCACCGCCUGGAGAGCCUCCUCUAAGCUUCCUCCCACCCCGAACCAGGAUCUGUGUUCUUGCAUGGUGAAGGGCCUUGGCUGUGUUGCCAAAUCCGAUAUUGCUACCUCGAAGUUCGAGGACCUGUUCUCUUACAUCUGUGGAGGAGGUACCGACUGCACUGGCAUCAACGGAAACGGAACCACCGGCGAGUACGGUGCUUACUCCAUGUGUAACUCCAAGGAGCGUCUCUCCUGGGCUAUGAACGCGUACUACCUCGCCCAGGACAAGGCCUCGACUUCGUGCGAUUUCGAUGGAGAGGGUGAGACGCAGACGGCUGCGACUGCGACCGGAACCUGUGCUACCCUCAUCAAGGAAGCCGGGGGUGUUGAGGGAACUGGAACGGUCACAUCGUUGCCAUCUUCCUCUGGAAGCAGCGGCAGCAGCAGCUCCGGCUCGACUGCGAUGAUGAUUCCUAGUGUUCAGUUCGGAGCGCUCAAGAUUGGCUUUGCCAUGGUAAUGGCUGUAUUUGGCGGUGCUGCUAUGAUCUUGGUAUAGAGUAGUUAAUAAGCUGAGAUGAUGCCGGUGUUCGUUUGAUGGCUUUUUUUCUUUUCGAUUUUUUUUGGGGGCGCGCGCCGCUUUGUAAAUGAUUGCUGGAAGCACAGCUGCAUGGGAGAACAAGUGUACAACAGACUCUGGGUUGCUCGUGUAUUGUCUCGUUUUUUUCUUUCUCUUUCUCUUUGUUACUCCUCGUACAUGCUGUUUGCUUUUGAAUUGUCUAUAGGUAAUAUCAUUCUUAAGUAACCUCUUACUUUGAGCACGAGGGCGACAAUGUUGCUGCGAUAUGUUUGCUCGGACGAAAGGAGGAGGAGCAGGAGGGGAAUGAAUGGAACUCCCGGC
This is a messenger RNA of Tricharina praecox, 2313 nucleotides long. RefSeq names its product beta-1,3-glucanosyltransferase. Gene Ontology annotation, molecular function: 1,3-beta-glucanosyltransferase activity. NCBI's taxonomy places the organism in Eukaryota, Fungi, Ascomycota, Pezizomycetes, Pezizales, Pyronemataceae. Gene Ontology annotation, cellular component: cytoplasm; fungal-type cell wall. Gene Ontology annotation, biological process: fungal-type cell wall (1->3)-beta-D-glucan biosynthetic process. The coding region runs from base 394 to 1971 and encodes 525 amino acids. The transcript is spliced from 4 exons. The record is from RefSeq and is a predicted model, not a curated record.